CAUCUCUAAUUCACAAGCGCACGUUUCUCAAAACAAAACAUUUCAUUGCUCUCGAGGAUUAGUAUAAAUUCAAGAUGUCCUCGUGGAAGAAGGCGUCGAAGAGCAACCAGAAGGUGCACCGGGAGCGCCACCAGCCGGAGGCACGCCAGCACCUGGGAUUCCUGGAGAAGAAGAAGGACUACAAGAAGCGAGCCAUCGACACACAGAAAAAGCAGAAGACCCUGAAGUUAUUGUACCGCCGGGCGCAAAACAAGAAUCCCGAUGAGUUCUACCACCACAUGAUCAACUCCAAGCUGUCCAACGAUGAGCACCACGAGCAGGAAAAGAAGGACGAGCACACGCCCGAGCAGCUGGCCCUCAUGCAGACGCAGGACCUCAAGUACGUGGUCAUGAAGCGCACCAUGGAGCGCAAGAAGAUCGACCGCCUGAAGGCGACGCUGGUGGACGUGGAUGCCACUGGGGGAGCAGGCAAUAAGCGAAUCAUCUUCGACGACGAGGGACGCGAGGAGUGGGUUCUGGGCGAGCGACUCCAGCAAGAGGAGGAGAAAUCGCAACCACCUGUAAACGCCACUAAACAGAUGCGCAUCAACGAGCUGAAGAAGCGCGAGCAUCGUGAAAGGGAACUCGGCAUCGUCCAGCAGAAGAUUCAGCUGAAGAACGCUCUUAAGCAGCCACGUCUUCUGAAGCCGAAGAAAAUUACGGCCGGAACCAAGGACAGUGCGCCCGUCUACAAAUUCCGCUACGAACGCAAGAAAUAGGAUGGUUUAUCUUUUAGUUCUUUAUAUUAAUAAAGCCAUUAAGUGUUA
Messenger RNA from Drosophila yakuba, 806 nucleotides. Its product is annotated as probable U3 small nucleolar RNA-associated protein 11. Gene Ontology annotation, cellular component: small-subunit processome; nucleolus. The transcript is spliced from 2 exons. Gene Ontology annotation, biological process: rRNA processing. The record is from RefSeq and is a predicted model, not a curated record. Bases 75 to 758 code for a protein of 227 amino acids. NCBI's taxonomy places the organism in Eukaryota, Metazoa, Arthropoda, Insecta, Diptera, Drosophilidae.